Molecule: messenger RNA, 5903 nt
Organism: Bufo gargarizans (Asiatic toad)
Lineage: Eukaryota; Metazoa; Chordata; Amphibia; Anura; Bufonidae
Product: Krueppel-like factor 15
Exons: 3
Coding region: 190-1296 (368 amino acids)
Biological process (GO): regulation of transcription by RNA polymerase II
Molecular function (GO): DNA-binding transcription factor activity, RNA polymerase II-specific; RNA polymerase II cis-regulatory region sequence-specific DNA binding
Source: RefSeq, a predicted model, not a curated record
GUGCUGAAUGCCAGCAUGGAAGACGGGAGCUGCGGCAGCGCCAUGCGGGCCCUGGGGUAACGCAGCGGGGAUCGCGCUGUCCGACAGAUCAUUUCAAGUCAUCAUAUUUAAAGACAACUUGCAGGAGAUUCAAUUCUGACAAUCCACCACCCCAAAUUGGCAUGGGUGUGGGGUAAAUUUUCCUGGAACAUGGUUUCUUUAAUCUGCAGGGAACCACUGUCUGCCUCCGAUCUUCCAUGUGGGCAAAACAUGACUGUGCCACAAUCUGGAGAUGUAUCAGCGCUCACCCUUCUGCAGAAUGAUGCCAGUCCUUCCUCUCCAUGUCUGCCAGAACAGCCUGAUAACAGUACCGUCACGACACAGAAGACGGGUGUUGAUGAAGGAGGCUUUAAAGAUGUGGAAGGAAUUAUUUUAUCCCAACUGGUAAAAUCAGCGGAGGAACCAAAGACUGCUACUCCAAUGACACAGUUAAAACUCCCAGAUUUUUGUGCCCAGAUCUCUGGAGACUUCAGUCCUACACUAGAAGAAAUUGAGGAGUUUUUAAUGGAAAAGAUGGACCUUAUCCGAGAAGAGCUGGUUGAGAAGAAGCCCAUGCCUGGAACUUGGGUUCAGAAUUGCACGACAAUUGAGCAGACUUCAGAUACAGACACAACUGAACGAACUGAAGAUGUAUCAACUCCACUAUCUCCAGAUACUUCAGCCAGUCCACCUUCCACGACAAGCAAUAUUCCGGUCAUCCUUCAAAUCCAACCUGUGCCUGGUGCUGCUUCUUUGGCACAGAGCACGAUGGGUGGUGUCCGUCUUACACAGCUUGUAAUCAGUGUACAGGGCCAAAGCCUGGCACUGGCUCCAGUCCCAGGACCUACUUCACCUGGGGACCAAAAGUAUGUUAGAAUUGCUCCUCUACCAGUGGCUGUCCGGCCAUUGACUUUAGGAGGAGUACUUGUCAGUGAAGGGCAGCAGAAAAUCCCGAAGGGUGGUCAAACAGUGAUCAGAGUUCAUAAAUGCAGUCACCCUGGAUGUAACAAGAUGUACACCAAAAGCUCACACCUUAAAGCCCACUUCCGGCGACACACGGGGGAGAAGCCUUAUGUUUGCACAUGGCCAGAGUGUGGAUGGAGGUUUUCCCGUUCUGAUGAGCUUUCAAGACACAAGAGAUCCCACUCUGGAGUGAAGCCAUAUCAAUGUACUGUAUGUGACAAGAAGUUUGCCCGGAGUGACCACCUGUCCAAACACAUGAAGAUACAUCGGGGCCAGAGAGUUGGUGGAUGUCGUACACCACGACCCAGCACUUAACCUUUUUUUUGGUUUGUUUGCGUUCCACUAGGUGGGCAGAAUAAAAUAAGUUGCUGCUUUAACAAAAUAUACCCUUAGUCUAUGAUGUGAACUUAAAGGAACUGUAUAGCAAGACCAAUGGUUAAAACUGGAUCAACCCAUGCCGAAUCAAUUGCGCCUACUAGGAGUUAUGUGACAUAGACUUGCCAGUCCCACAGAUUGUGAUGAUAACUUCGACAGAAGUUACUGUGCUAUGUUGUCCGUGGCUGUUUUUUUUUUUUUUUUUGGAACACGCCUCUCUUGUGUGUAGAGGUAGAGACCUUUGCAAUAUCCCUGUGAAUAUACCCCUACCUCUCUGUUGACAGUUACUUGUUUUAAUGGGUUAAAUGAAAGACCUUACUAAGUGGUCUGUUCAUAUACAACCCCAUAAGCAUCUGUAAUUUUGUACAGGUUUUACACAUUUUAAAGGAUGUUACAUUUAUGGCACUGCUGUGUAAAGGCAGUCGUUGCAUUAUUUUUUGUUAUUGCCCUUUAAGAUGGGCAUAAAGUUAAUACAUAUAGAAGAGAAUAUAUGUAGGUACAAGGUAUGUGAGUGCACCUACAUUUUACAGCAUUCUGUAUACCAUAACAUGCACUUACAUAAACCCAUUAUGACUGCAUCAUACACACUGGAGACUGUUACGAAAAUUUCAUUUUAGAAUUGAAAUAACACUAAUGUGAAGAUGUCCUCACUGCUAUAACUAAAUGCUCUUACUUAUGUACAAUAUUAAACGCGACCUGUGAAACCCCCCAAAAAAGUGCCAAAUAGUAUAUUACCUUUUUUCCCAGUGCUCCCCAUUUCUAUAUCCACUUCUUUUCAAAAGUUCCUUCAUUUCCCAAUUAUUGUCUCUGUUAAUUUUGGUGUCCGAUAUGUUCCUUGGCCACGCAUUGUCCAAAUGGAUGACUAGGUUGACAACUGGGCAUGAACACUCCAUGUAGCGACAGUGGUCAAUGAGAGAGGACUGUGCCAGAGCAGUUUUAGUAGUGAGAUCUGGUAGCUGUACAAUACCACGUGAUCUUGCCUUCUUCAAACAGCGAAACGUGCUGCUCAUCAUUGGCCAGGACAAAGCAGGUCAAUGCCAGGAUGCAGAAUCAGCAGUGAUGAAAAUUUCCACUCGUUUUAGUAAGCCAGAACAUUUGCAACAUGAGGCGCUCUUUUGGCUCCCAAUUAGCUCUCCAUUUCAUACCACUUUCUGUUUCAGCCCCUCCCUUUUUAACAGGAAGUAAGGAGGGAGAUCAAAAUAAAUUCUCAAUCGGCUCUCCUAUGGCAGGUGGAUUCCAUUGUUCACAUAAGGGAGCCGGCUUGUUCAGGACCAACACAGAACUAGUCGGCAGAAUCAAACUGACCAAAGGGAAGGGUGCAUGUCCCACUGAAGAGAAAAAACUAUCCUGGGAUCUCUCUACAGUAUCGGUGCACCAAGUUGGCUAGUUGACACUAGGCAAGUAGGAGCGUGCAAUUGUCAAUUUAUUCACACAUUUGCACACUAUGUGAAUAAUUUACAUAUUAAGGGCCAGCAAUAAUGAAGGGCGGGAGUGGAUAAAAAAACAGAUGCAAGGGGGACAAAGCUAAUACAAUAUAUGACACUUUUUUGGAUGGGUACAGGUCAUAGGAGCUGUCAUAGUGGGAUACCUUCUUUUAUCCAUGAAAUGUGUCAUGUUCUUCACCUUCCAUCGGUAUCGACUGUAGUUGUUAAGCACUUCAAAACUGUGAUAAAGCCCCGACAUGUUGGCUCAUCCUCCCCAUGUACAAUGUUGCAGUGACUCCUGUCCUUUUCAGUUCAGAAAAGUGAAGCAGUCAUCUGAAGGUUGUAUAAGAUACUGAAGGUCCAGGUAUCUAGACCAUGGACUGCCUCUACCCAUUGAGGGAGCAUUAGUGAUUCAUAUUUUGUGGGUGACUAAAGACUGAAAUUCACCCACCAUUACAGGUCUUCUUACAUACCGUUACCUGUCUAUUCCAUGUAUAGAACAUUCAAGUAUUACUAUGAGAACAACAAAGUCUAAAACUAUUAAAAAAAAACAUUUUUGUAGAACAUCACCAGUCUAAUAUUACCAUGGUUUCUACACCGUGACACAGUUGAAUGUUAAACUCUAUGUAACUUGGUUCAUUAGAUCUUUAUGGAUAAUUCUAGAAGACUUCUACUAGCUAACAAUACACCAUAACUACAUCGGUUUAUAUACAGUAUCUGAUAAAAAUGUGUUAGAAACUAAAGUCUGUAUACCUGUAAAUGAAUCACUUCUAAAAUAUAGGGACUUUAGGUCUCGUCUUCCAUAAAAUGUAAUGUCUCUACUGAUAAAUUACUGUACAAUUCUUACUGUUGGCAGAUAAGAGUCCCAGCAGAGUGGACAGUAGACCUAAUAUUGCAGUGGUGCUGUAUACUCUUUGGAUCUCUUGGAUCUGUUGGUGUUUUGCAUUUUAGUUGGGUUUGGUUGGGAUUUAGAUAUCUUAGAAAUCAUCAGUCUUCCAAUGGGUGUCUUGUUGUACUCGCACAGAGCAUGGAGGGGAUAUUUCUGUGUAUAUGUAGAUAUUUAAUUUAUACAGAGUUGGGAUAGAUCUACUUUCACUGGCACUUCUGUUACAGAUAAUGUAUUUCCAGUCUGUUCCAUGAGCAUUGUGAUCACUGCAGCAUAGGCUUUAUAUAAAGGUUGGAAAUGUACAAGUUUAAUUUGGCGCUUGCCAAUUAUUCAUUUAACCUAGAAGUUCAAUGUUUCCAAUGUAUUUUGGGGUGAAGGAGAAAAGGGUGGAGAAAAAAAUUACAUUGGUUCAAAUAAAUUCAUGGCAUUAUUAUAUAGUAUGCCCUAUGCACCAAGCCAUUCUUGACAAAUGUUGGCUCUUGCUUGCCUGGGAUACUGGGUAGACCGCACUUAAAGGGGUUGUAUCAGACUGCUGGUUCUCAACCCAGUUUAAUAUUUUAUGAUCUGGAACAGGUCUGUUGUGUAGGAGAAGUUCUCGAUAGCUCCAUUAUAGAGGAUGGCCUGACUAAGGGAUUCUCUUUUUAAUGCCUAAUUUGGAAUUUGAGGCUAUUAUAAUGAUAUACUGCAUAGUACUUAUAAUCUUCCACUUUUAAGGUGUAUCCUAUUAUUCACCUCUGCAAUAGCCUUUUGUGCUGCAAUAAUGAUUACACCCGCUAUGGGCUCCCUUUUUCAGCCACUACUAUAGGAAUGAGUGAUUUGUGUUAUGGUGCCAGGUGUAACUAGAUACCUAAAUAUUAGAUAUUAAAACUAUCUUAUUGUAUUUCUUUAAAGGGUUAUUCCAACAACAGACAUUGAUGGGAUACCCUCAGAAUGCUAGAUCCAGCUUAAUGUUAAUUUUCACGUGUCGGCGCUUGAAUGAAUUCUGGUUUAUAUUAGAGCCUAUAGCAUAGUGCUAUAAUGCAGCAGGAAGGCAUCAACUUCAUAAUUGAAUGUCCUUGCUUGUGGGCACCCUGUUGGGAGAAAUCUGACUAAUCUGUGUUAUACAAAGUGACAUUGAGUGAUAGAGUGCUGAGUUACAAUUGUGGGGGAUAAAACUAGUCUUAAUUAGUAUCUUGAGCUGAUAUAAGUGGAAAGAAUAUUAUAGCUUAUUCUUCAUUAACGGAUUAGGUCUGCAUUGUGUAGUCAGUUUUCAAUGUUAAUGUGCUGUGCCGCCAUUAACAAUGAAGACCGGCUAAAUAAUGUGCUUCUAAUUAGUUAAUUGGAUGCCGCUCGCACAGCCGCACGGUACUUGGCCGCAUUGUGUGGUCGUACCCUUAUUGUCCAUUAAUCAUAGAGGCUUGAAUAUAAUUGUAUGCUGCUGUUAAAACGAUGACUGAAAAUCCAGGCAGUACUGCUGUCUUGUUACGUGAUCUUUUAUAUGCUCCGUUUUAUUGCUUGUCCACAACAGGUUGCUGCAACCUGUGAACACUUUGAAGGGAUUCUCCGUUACACAUUUAUAUUUUCCCAAAAAUAUGAUUAAUGCAGUAUUUGGUGUAGAAAGCCAUGGUUUAAAUCCUUCCAAGCAUCCUUGCCUUUUUUUGGUCUUCACUUUGUUUGAGAACCUACUUUAGCUGAAGACUGGCUGCCACAAAAUCACUACCAAACUGUAGCUGUUAGGGUAACCCUUAUUGACCAGACUACAUUCCUCCCGUUUUGGAUCUCAAAUCUCGGCAUGUAUAAACUAUUCCCUGUUCCAGCAGGGAACGCUCCCAAAACUGCAUAGCGGCAGCCUUUUCAUGCAAAUCUACACACGUCCUGUUUAUGUGGUCACCUUCGUGGUUCAACCUUGCAGAAAACAGGACACUUGUGAGGUAUGCAUACGGAGACAUGACUUGCCGUAUCCGAUCUUCUCAAAUCUGGACUGACAACCUGCUGACUGCAGAGAAAGCAAACGCAGAUGGCGUCUGUCAUGCCCAAACCACACCUUUCUCAAGUUGUAGUAUUAAUCAGAUUUCCGUUUUUCGUAAUACAUAUAACUGGUGACUCUCUUUAAGAAAAAUAAAGGGUAUUUUUUUUUUUUCAUGUUUUAAAUUCUAAGUAUUGUAUAGUUAUUUUUAUAUUCUGAUCUUACAGUUUGUUCUAAAGGUUUAAUAAACAUUAUGUAUUUUCCAGGUGUUGCCUUGGCAUAAUAAAUAAUG